This is a messenger RNA of Acanthopagrus latus (yellowfin seabream), 9668 nucleotides long. RefSeq lists its product as uncharacterized. The record is from RefSeq and is a predicted model, not a curated record. Gene Ontology annotation, biological process: protein phosphorylation. Bases 183 to 8339 code for a protein of 2718 amino acids. NCBI's taxonomy places the organism in Eukaryota, Metazoa, Chordata, Actinopteri, Spariformes, Sparidae. Gene Ontology annotation, molecular function: ATP binding; protein kinase activity. The transcript is spliced from 16 exons.
CGAGGAGACGCUCUUUAUUAUUGGGAGAGAAAAAGCGGAGAGGUGGGGGGAGACAGAGAGAGACAGCGUGAGCCCGGAGACGGCACAGACCGUGGCGGGGGGACGGGAGAGAGGAGGACACCGACACCGACAGUCGGCGGCGUCGCUCGGAUGGUGUUGUUGUUGCUCCGGACGCGGCGACGAUGCGGCCACACUGCUGGGCGAUGGUAGCGGUGGCGGGGAUCAUGUCGUACUUCAGCCCGGAGAGAGCCCUCGGAGUCCCGCAGAGGGAAGUUUCUCAGUCCAGGGCUGCUUCCCUCUCUCCUCCACCCUACGUCGUCAUCCUCAUCUCUUGUUCGGGGCUCGUCUCUUUUGUUCUGCUGCUCCUGACCUGCCUGUGCUGUAAGAGAGGAGGAGUGGGGUUCAAUGUAAGUCUUCAACAUGAGUUCGACAAUGCAGACGGGGAGGAGUGCUCUGGAGGCUCCAGUCCCAUCCAGGAGGACAGCCUGUCGUCAUGUCCCUCCCUCCCUGAGGUCUACACCUUGCCAGUCAGAGACAGGCCCAACUGCCCCGCCCUGCAGGAUGGAGCAGAUUCCAAGUCUCAGUGCUUCAAAAGGCACACUUUAAACUACCUUCAGGAGAUAGGAAAUGGCUGGUUCGGAAAGGUGAUCCUGGCUGAAGUGCUGUGUGACUGCAGCUCCUCUCAGGCCAUCGUGAAGGAGCUGCGUGUCAGUGCCAGCCCUCUGGAGCAGAGGAAGUUCUUGGCCGAGUCUGAGCCGUACAGGAGUCUUAAACAUCCCAACGUCCUUCAGUGUUUGGGGCAGUGCAGUGAGAGCAUCCCCUUCCUCCUGGUUAUGGAGUUCUGUCAGCUGGGUGACCUGAAGAGGUAUCUGAGAGCCCAGCGCAAGGCAGAUGGGAUGACCCCUGACCUGCCGACCCGGGACCUCUUGACUCUUCAGAGAAUGGCUUUUGAGAUCACCUCCGGUCUGUUGCAUCUCCAUGAAAACAACUACAUCCACAGUGAUCUGGCUUUGAGAAACUGCCUGCUGACCUCAGACCUCACUGUUAGGAUAGGCGACUAUGGCCUUUCACACAACCAUUAUAAGGAGGACUAUUACCUAACUCCAGACAAGCUGUGGAUCCCACUACGCUGGAUUGCUCCUGAACUGCUGGAGGAGUACAGAGGGUCUCUCAUCGUUACUGACCAAACCAAGACCAGCAACGUGUGGUCCUUGGGGGUAGUUAUAUGGGAGCUGUUUGAGUUUGGCUCUCAGCCCCACAGACACCUGAGCGACGAGGAGGUGCUGACCUUCGUGAUCAGGGAGAGACAGAUCACCCUGGCCCAGCCCAGACUCAAACUCUCCCAUGCAGACUACUGGUAUGAGAUCAUGCAGUCCUGCUGGCUACCUCCAUCUCAACGCCCUUCUGUAGCGGAGAUAUUCCUCCUCCUCUCCUCCCUCCUGGCAGCCGAACGAGGGAUAGCGAGGGGAAGUGUCGGGGAAGAGGACGAAGAGGAUGAAGAAUAUGAGGAUGGCAGAGGAAGGAGAGGGGAGAGCGAGGAGUCGUUUGAAAGACGCUGGGACUUACUGCGUCCACCCGCCUUCCAGGCUGCAGCAAACGAGCGGCAAAGGGAGAGAGACUACGGCAGGGAGGACAGAGACAACUCCUACCCCCUGCUGGACCCUGUUGGGAACUGUAUCACCCCGUCCUCAUCUGAACUGGAUGACAUCCUGACUGUCACUGAGACUAGCAAAGGGUUGAACUUUGAGUAUUUCUGGGAGAAAGCUCAUGCCAGACGAGGCUACAAACCUCUUCCCCCUCCUCAGCCAAUCCCGACUGUGAACAAUAACCACAGACAGUCUUUGGACACGCCCACAGUGGUGCCAGUGAUAAGCGCACGGAGUCCGUCCCUCGCCAGCGAGUACUACAUCAGAUUGGAGGAGCACACUCCCCAGGACAAGUCGCCGACUCUUAAAGGAAAGACCCACGCCUCUUUCCGUUCUGACUCGGUUUGCCCUGGAGACAUGGAACUGGUGGAAAUUCGCAGCGGCAUGCUCGGAAAAGAGCGAGUCCCUUAUUGCACUUCUGACAAGUGUGGGAAGGGCCUCCAGACCAUCAGAUCAAGCGAGGUUCAAAUCCAGGUGCCCAACAUGGGUGUUGCUGAGUUCAAAGACACUUCGAGCAGGGUGACUGACUUCUCAGUCGUCGACUUAGGGGAUGAUGAUGAAGACGAGAGGAAAAAGAGCGGUGAGGUGGAUAGAAAAUCAAGUUCUCAAGCCCCGGUCCUUCCUCCCAAGCCUCGCUCCAUGUCCAUGUCAUCUGCCAACCACCUUCACUCACGUCCCCUCCCAGCCCCUCCGCUUGGAUAUAGAGGACUUCCUCACUACACCAUUGCUGGAAAAAUUGAAACAGACCCCCAUCACAUGAGCAGCUGCCCGCCUUCUACUUUUGAUCACCUGGGGCUGCAUCGUGCCCGACAGACUCUACCCCCAUCUCCGUCUCUCUCCCCCUCCCUCCCCCCGUCGAGCCAUCCAAUUUACCCCCAACCUCCUCAGAUGUGCCCUCCACCUCUCCCUCCUCACUCCAAACCACAAAGAUGCUACAACACAAUUGACACUUACUUGCGAUACAGCAAGCCACAGAUGCAGAGAUCCAAUAGAGACCCACUAACCUGUGACUCCGACAGAGACGGUGGAACCAGGCACUCGUCGUUGCACAACUCAAAGGAGACUUCUCAUUCUCGUGCAAAAGACUUUGACUCCCCUGUUCGUCGGGAAAACCCAUUGCGCCCUAUUUAUCGCAACUUACCCCGACCUCAGCCCACAAACCACCAAAUUGAUCGACAGUCUUCAUCCAGUCCCACCUACUCAGAUGAGGAUGACUCUCCCUUCAUGUCCCCUGAGAGACCCAGCAGUGGGACUACUGUCACUCAUUCCAGCCUAUCUGAGGAUGCCGACCCGGCCUGUGCAGAGCUUUUCUCCAGGGGAAUGAAAAGGACUCAGUCACGCCUCGACACCAUCCUUCCUACUAUUUGGAAGGAAGACGCUGAACUUCAGGCAGAACGUGUGGCAGCUGCCAAGAAAUCCCCCAUGCAUCUGUUUCUGACAGAGAUAUCUAGUGUGGCAGAGUCUACUGAGUCGAAGUCAGAGGCGGCAUGGGAGGAGGAGAAGGAGGAGAAACGAGAUGGAGAGAGAUGGGGGAACUUUGUGCUGCCCAAUAGAGGGAUGCGUCGCUCCCGGUCGCUGAUCACAGAGCUGGGGUCAGCGGGACAGUCAUGGGUGCCGGAGAAACGUUGCAACAGGACAGGAGCUGAGGAGGACAGUACAGUCACUAAAGAAUCAUUCCAGAGGGACCUUUUCCUCACAGAAAUCGACACAGGAAGGAUGGACACAGAUCUGGAGGGAGGAUCAGAAAGUGAUCCAGUAAAAUACCUCUACCCUGCAGGAUCCAGAUUGCGACCAUACGUCUGCGCUCCAGGCCUUCCCUCAUACACCGAGGCAGAGGAGGCAUAUUCAAAGGGCAUACGGAGAUCGCGCUCUCUCCUCUCCGAGAUCACCCUCGGAAAGCAAGAGUCCAACCUGCAGCAGACUGAGAAGGAGCCUCGGAGAACGGAAAUGACCAGGGAAGAGUUCCUUAAGGAGAUCCAAUCAGCGGAGACCUUCUUGACUGAAAUCAUAUCAAGACAAAACGCUACCACCAACAAAAAGGAAGCAGACUCAUCUUGCUCGCCUACACCGCUGUCUCCUGAAUAUGAGUCCAUAUGCAUUGACCCAAACUCCGCUCAGACCAUCAGGUUUCAGUCAGAAAGCUCCAUGCGAGCGAAGUGCAAAGAUGAUACACAAACCGAGGCCAUCUACGCCCAAGUGACCAAGCGUGCGAAAAAGAGCGAGAUAAAGAUUUCUAUAAGACCAGAGAUCCCGAUCCUUCAUAUAGGAUCGAACAGACAGCCGAUUAAACAGGACAGCCAAGGAAGCGACGGUGACCACUGCCAAUCUGAUGAAUUUGUGUUUUCAGAAAUCAUGCCCAAAAACGGUCUUCUGCACAACCAAACACUUGCAUGUGAGAAAGAAGCGGAGGAGUGUUCAGAUGGUCCGGCCUUACCUGCCAGAGGAGAGCACACAGAUCUCUUGGAGCAGCCUCCUCCUGAGUCCACUGAGAGCGUUAAAGAAACCAACACUGUGCUACCAUGUGAGAACAAAUCACAAGAUACAAAUGAAACAGAUAUGCAGAAAGCUGCUGUUAUAGGCAAUGGCGAGGUGAUGAAAGAAGAUGUGCAGGUGAGCAGCAGUGUUUCUGCAUUCGACUCUGAAUGCAUCACAGCAGAUGAUGAUUUGGAGAAAAACGUAGGUUCUCCAAAUCACAAUGUAAGCUUUGCCAUGAUGACAAGAGAAAGUUUAGCUCAAGAAAAGCAGUGUCACGUUAGCCAAAAGGUGCCCACUCCUGCCUGCACUCCAACCACUCCAGAAUGGGACCCAUCCUCUGACGUCUCCCUCGUCACCCCCACCGACUCGGUCUUGUCACCCAUGACAUCCAACUCAGCCGACUGCCUCACGCCUAGUGACUCAUGGACGAGCAGUGGAGGAGGAGGAGGAGGAGGAGGAGGAGGAGUGGGAAACGGAGGGUGGAGAGCUUUGGGAAAUGAAACACCACAUCGAGACUCUGCCUAUUUCUCAGACAGUGACUGGGAGGGGGACGGGAUGAACAGGAGGAGCAGUGAUGGACUCAUCGCCUCCAGGCCGAGCAGCAGUCGAGGAGGCGGAGGGGAUCGGGGAACACUGACAGGGAUAGAGGAGAAAACUGAGGAGGAGGGAGAGAUGAGCCCCUUUAGAAAGAGCACACAGAUUUUAGACAACAAAGGUGAAAGUGGACAACGGAGUGAGGAAACUUUAUAUCAACUUGCUCCAGAAAUCUCUUAUUCAGGCGAUGACAAAGAUAUUCUAAACAAAGGGCUGGAGUUAACACAGAGAGACGAUUCUGGCAUUUUCCCAAACGAGAGCAGAAAGUCAACACUGCUGUGUGACGAUCCCCAGGCCAAGGACUGUGUCGACUUAAUUGAUAAGUUGUUUUCAGACUUAGAUGACGAGCCACUGAAAGGGCUCCCACACGGCACUGGGUAUCCGAUAGACAACCACUUCACAGAUGGCAUCGUCUCUCAGAUAACAGGUUGCAUAUACCAGGAUUCUGCGGAGAAUGAUUUAAAUCUACAUUCCAAGGGUAUCGCUGAGACAAAUAUUUUGAUCGAGUCUGUAUCUGGCAGCCAGUCAAAGGACUGCGUGUUAAAGCCCAGCAACAAUGAAUACACAAGUGCUACAGAGAGGGAUAUUGAUCUCUCGGCACUGAACUCCCUCAAAUGUGGAAAUGACACUGUGGAAUCUGUAACACUGACACAAGUUGACAACAGAGAGUCAAGACUAUCUAAACUGUAUGGCGUUCAAACCGCCGAUGCCACACUAAGUGAUGAAACCCUGUCAGCGGUCGAGCCAAAUGAUGAUGGGAAGCCUGUCUUUGAUAAAGUGAGCCCCUCUUGGGCUGCAGAGCCUGAAGAGAGCCCUGGACUGGACCACAACGAGCUGGGUUUGAGAAACCUGCACUGCGAGGACAAGAAGGUCCCAACAGAGACGGAGAAACAGCUGGCUGCCUCAGAGCUGAGUAACGCCAUGAAGGAAAAGUCGCCUCUGAGAGGAGGAGCAAACCAGAUGGACUCGAAUAAUGUGGAUAAGGACUCCUGCGAGGGCCUGGACGUUAAGACUAAAGAGCUAUGGAUCGCCCUGGAGGAGGAUGAAGAAAGUACAGGAUCUGUUAGAGGAGAGUUUGACUGCAACCGUUUUUCUCAGUCAGGGGAUUUACGCUUGUGGCCGGAUGAAAAUGACCAGUGGGCCUCUCCGGAGAGACGAUGCCAGGACUCAGACCUGAGAUCUGAAUUUUUCUCCGGGUUCAGUAAUAAAGCCUGGGAGGUCGGGGAGAGGCUCGUCGUGGGUCAGGAGUUUUGGGAGACUGAGGGAAACGAUGAACUUGCAGGAAGCGAGCCUCACCCUGCCAUCCUGGAGGGCUGCGAAGAAAUCUGGAAUGAUGAAACACAAGGAGUUGCCAUGAAGGAAAUGUGGGACUCUGAAGAGCAGCAGACAGUCCAAGUGGUGGAUGUCCAGCAAGAGGAAAAUAUUGAAAACCUCCGAGAAUGUUGCACCUUUAACAAAGAGCUGAAAAGAGAUGUCUCAGAUAUUGAAAUAGAGAAUUUAGAAACCCCGGCGCAGGAGACGCUGGAGAAAGGGGAGAUUUCGUCAUGCACAGAGACAGUCAGGGACAGGGCGGGUCUGCUAGACUCCAGAGAGACAGAGGAGAAUCAAAAUUUUAACAGAUGGCCUCAGAAUCACCUCUGCACGAUCCAAAAAGAGGAGCAGACAGCAGCUGAGCAUGUUGACACAGAAACAGACUCUAAUUUAGAGAGCGACUUCAGCGGCACUUCAGAGAGUAAAAGCUCGAGUGUUACUAUUUGCAUCACCGAAGCUCCUCGUGUGAACUUUUCAGACCUGGAAAAUGUUGAAUCAGCCGUAGAUUCAGAGGCAGAGGCGAGAUCAUGGCAGUGCACAGAGGAAGGAGUGAGCAUUGUGAACGUACAGGAGGGUUUCAGAGACAUGUCCCUGCCGUCCAAUCCCAGUGACCUUGACGAGCAAGAGGAGAUAGAUCAGGUCGACAAUUUCAGCUCCGUGGAUUUUCCCAGUCCCCCACCGAGCAUAGACCUUGAUGUGCAAGAUGAUAAAUUGGAGAGUUUAGACGACUCUUUUCCUAGCCCACCGCCAUCUGUUAUCGAGGCAGAGGAGUUUAUUAGUCACAUUAAUCUGGAGGAUUUUAUAGUGAGCACCGAGGCAGAGACGUAUAUUUCCCCAACUCACAACACAGAUGUCUCAGAGCCACCUGCUACAACUCAGAAUAUAGGAAUCUCCGCCAAUCUGAACCUCCCCUCUGUGCACAUAACACUGGCCGAUGAGAGCAACUUUACAUCGGACACAGAGGAGCAGGAUGAAGACAAUGAUCUGUUCCAGAAAACAUCGCCUGCCACCACAUCUUCUCCUCAAGUCCCCCCCAACAAUCUCCCUGAAUUAUUGAUUUCUGAGUGGAAAGACCUGGACGAGGAGCCCUUGGAAGAUUUUGAGAAACUUGAACAACUGUGCUGCAUAUCAGGAGAUGAGGAGGACCUUUUCCUGGGAAAUUUAGAACUUCUGGAGUCUUUGAAGAAAACCCCCGAUCAGAAAGGCAGCAGUGAUAGUAAUACAGGUGAGGAGACAUAUGGCUUCUCCGCCCCUGAGGGGAGCAUGAUCGAUUUGAAGGGGGAGGGGAUCUCUGACGACUCUGAUAAGCUGGUAGAGUCGGCACCGCAUGUGAUCCUGCACCCGCAGGACAAGCUGUCACCUGAGGAGGAGAGGGAUGAAAGGCAGAGAUCCCCGGGCCAAACAUCCGAAGUCAAAGAUCAGGGAACUCUCUCGAAGAUGACAACAAAAAAUGGCCUCAUGAUGCAGGUGUGCGAGGAGAGGCUACAGUUCUCCCUCAGUGAAAAUGUGAAAACGAAUGUACUUUGGGGGUCGACGGUUAAAGACACCGUGACACUGCGGCCAUGGGGGGAACAAAUCACAGAGAACAGCACCGAGCUGGUCCCUGUGAAAGAGCAACAAGAGGAGGAAAGCCACGACGAGUAUGAAAGUUCCCCCAUCACUGAGCCGCACACCGAGUCUGACGAAACUAAAUCCGAGCCGCUCACUGUGAUUGAACAACCUGAGGUCACAACCCCUCAGCUGACCGCAAACCAGGCAAUGAAAGCAAAACUAGCUCGCCUGUCCCUCGCCCUCCCUCCCCUCGCUCUGACGCUUCCCCUCACCCCCACCGGUAAAGGAGGAUUUGGGGACGGUGCGAUCGGAAACCGUAUCGGCAGACGGAGAGGUCUGUCCUCGGGAAGCGACCCUGACGAGGAGGAGGACGAUGAGCAGGAGGACGAAAGCUCCCGGAGGGUGAUCGUCGUCACGGAAACAGACGUGGACAAACGUGUCGGGCUGAGGAGUCUGCUGAAAUCACCCAAGGAGCCGAUGGACAGGGAGAGGGACAGAGGAAGAAAUGUGUCCUUUUUUGAUGAUGUCACAAUCUAUCUUUUUGAUCAGGAAACUCCAACAAAUGAGUUGGGCAGUUCAGCGCCCACCAGUCCAGCCCCAGUGUCAGUCAAGAGCACCAAGCUGGAUUUACGGGGGCCAAAGAGCAAGGAAUCAAAAAGAAAAGAGGAUUUCUCAAUCAAACCCAGGUCACCUGUGGGGGCCAAUCCAGUGACAUCAUCACGCUUCACUGUCAGCCCUGCCAAUGACCCCCACUUGGUGUGAUGUUACACGUGGUUGUGGGAGACUUUAGAGCUGAACCCUCUUGGACUGGCCAGUGAAUUAAACCCAACAACCAGCCAUUCACCCAGAGGCUAUUUUUUUAUUGAAUAGGCAACUGAAAGAAUGAGACUCCCGUUCUAAAAGCUGGACACAUUCCAGGUUUUACCAGCGACAGGAUUUUGUAUGACGGGGUUGUUGCGCUCCUGCCUGCCACUAUUUACAGAGUUUAUUCAUAGCCCCUCGGCUACAAAAGUCUUUGGAAAAGGCAGCGUAUGUUAGGAGAAGAGGAGCCUGGAGCUUUGUAAAAUCUGAAACAGAUUUGACAGCUAUGCAGUGGGAGUCUUGCUGUGUACCAGCUUACCUUCUCUUUUUCUGCUUCAUUUUGUUGUAUUAUUAUUCCCCAGAUGUGCAGGGGAAUGCACUUUCUUUAGUCAUUCAUCCGUCUAUGUAAACGCUUGGAUUCCAGCCCUCUCUUUAUUAAAGAUGAUUUUCAUUGCAGUCAGUCAGUUGUUCUUGUAGGCAGCAGUUUGCGACAGAAAUCGCUCGACUCCUGUAUUUGAGAAAACCCAUUUGCAUUUGUACAAAUAUCAUAAUACAAGUGUAUACAAUAUCAUUUUAGAGCUGUUUACUUUUAGAUGUAUUCUUAGACUGCACGAAAAAUGAAACAAGCUAUGCUUCUUUAUACUUUCAGUUCUAAAAGGGUUUCUUUUGUUACGGUUAAUUUAUAUAUUUAUUACAUUGUUUUAUUUAUGUAAAGCCAGUUUCCAUGCAAUAUUUUAUUUAUUUGGUUAUUUAUUUACUUAUUUAUUUAUCAAUUUAUUUAUUUGCUUUUCUGCGAUUAAUAUAUAUUAACUUAGCUAUAAUUUGUUUGGGACAGAAUGCAUCUAGGUUAUACCUUCUCUAAGAUCUUCAUAACAAAUAAAUCAAAAAUAUUUUCCCAAACGUCUUAAUUGCUAAAAAAGUAUUUUGUAUAAUUUUACUUGUUAAUAUAUGCCAAUCUGUAUGGAACAAUGUCCUGUAAUGUGUCAUUAUUUUCCACUGUCUAUGAAUUUUUAGCUGUCUUGUCAUUCUUUUACCUUGUUUUAUGACCGUUAAUGUAGCUUAGCAUGAAAAAUCAAGGCCUCUCAUCAGUAAAUAACUCCAUUUGUUUGUGUAUCUGUUAAUUUACCCCAUUUUCUACUAAUAACAGUCCAUCAUGCAGUCGAGAUCCAACUAGUCCAUUUGUUUAGUCUGUUUAAAUGUUGGUUUAAAACCUGUAUUGUUUAAAGAAUGGUUUUCAAGGGAUAAUGUAUAAACAAGGGGAAAUAAAAACUUCAAAAUGUGAACCUCUUA